This is a messenger RNA of Diaporthe batatas, 2507 nucleotides long. RefSeq lists its product as uncharacterized. Bases 341 to 1690 code for a protein of 449 amino acids. Gene Ontology annotation, cellular component: nucleus. Lineage: Eukaryota; Fungi; Ascomycota; Sordariomycetes; Diaporthales; Diaporthaceae. The transcript is spliced from 3 exons. Gene Ontology annotation, biological process: poly(A)+ mRNA export from nucleus. The record is from RefSeq and is a predicted model, not a curated record.
CCGUACCGUACCUGGUGUAGCAGCAGCAGCAAAAAGUCAAAGGAUUGAUUGAUUACCUUAGCUGCCAGGUUCCCAAAUCGCAGCUGUCAAUUGUACUCUGCCCACUUUGACAUCCAAACACCGACAGACCAGGCCUGACUCCACCAGCUCCCACCUUUUCCGACCAUCAACCGUCGACCGUCCUCCCCAUCUCUGAUUCCUCGUUUCUCAGUCAGAUCCCAGCCAGCCCAAACACCAAAGACCCAACCUCGUUGCCACAGCCUCCCGAAGCAGGCGACACAUCCCACACCAUCGCUCGAUCCUCUGGCCUGGUGCUCCAGUCCAGCCAGACAAAGACACAAUGUCCGACAUCGAGGACAACGACUCCCGCCAGGCGUCGCCCGCGCCUGAGGACGAGGUCCAAGCAGCAGGCAUCAACGACGGCGACAUGUCCGACCGCGACUCAGACAUCCUGUCCGAGGUGGGCGACAUCGACCUCGAAGAGUACGACCCCCUCAAGGCCAACAUCGAGCAGCGGCCCGUCGACAUCGACGAGGACGUGGCCAAGUCGCUCAAGGCGACCAAGCGGAAGCGCGCCGAGGGCGAGGCGGCCUCCAAGAAGCCCAAGGAGGGCCGGCGGCCCAAGAAGCGGCGCACAGAGGACGGCGACGAGGUCAGCGCCGCCGACGGGACCAUCAUCGAGGGCAAGAGGCGGCGCGCCGGCGGCGGCUCGGGCGGCGGCGGCGAGAAGAAGCCCAAGAGCCGCUCCAAGCGGCCCUCGCCCGAGCCGGAGAACGACGAGCACCUGACGCCUGAGCAGAGGCGGGCGAGGGCGAUCGAGAGGGCGAUGGAUGCUGCCGUCAAGGGGAAGAGCAACAAGAGGCGCACCAAGAAGGACGAGGUGGACCUGGAAGAAGAGCUUGACGAUAUCAUCGCAGACCUCAAGGUCAAGAUGGAGACGGCGUGUAAGGAGGACAACGCGGCGCGCGAGGACGACCGGGCCGCCGUGGCCAAGAUCAAGCUCCUGCCCGAGGUGAUGACGCUCCUGAACCGGCAGAACAUCCAGCACGCCAUCCUGGACCCGGAGACCAACUUCCUGCAGGCCGUCAAGUACUUCCUCGAGCCCCUGCAGGCCGACGGCAGCCUGCCCGCCUACAACAUCCAGCGCGAGAUCUUCACCGCCCUGACCAAGAUGCCGGUGGAGAAGGAGGCCCUGCUGUCCAGCGGCAUCGGCCAGGUCGUGCUCUUCUACACAAAGACCAAGCGCGCCCAGCCCGAGAUCAAGCGCAUGGCCGAGAGGCUCAUGGGGGAGUGGAGCAGGCCCAUCCUGCAGCGGACAGACGACUACAAGAAGAGGCAGAUCGAGGCCCGGUACAUAGAUCCAGACUCCCUCAAGUACAGAGGCCCAGGCUCCCAGGCCGCCCCCUCCUCCCAGCAGUCCCUGGCCCACCGGCCAGGAGGCGUCAGCAGCAGCGGCAAGAAGGUCAGCUCCGUGUCCGAGAGGCUGGCGGCGAAGCGGGCCGCCGCCCUCGAGCCCGUCCGCGCGACGAACCGCGCCCGGCCCGCCGGCAUGCCCGUCUCCUACACCAUCGCGCCCAUCUCGCAGCUCGGCAGCGGCGCCGGCGGCGGGGCCGACCACAGGCCCGUGGGCGCGGGCACCGAGCAGGCGUUCAGGAAGAUCACGCAGGGGAAGAAGAAGAGCGGCAACUAGGCGGACAGGACAGGACGGCUGGGUGCUCGCCCUUCCUUCUUAUGUUUUUUGUGGGGGGCUACGAAAGGAGAACGGAGUGGUUGCGGACACUGCGGCGAAUGGGUUCUGCAGUUGUGCGGGCCUCCUUUUUGGUAGAGCUGUUGGUGUCGUGGGCGCCGUGGUGAAGGCCUUUCCUGGCCCUUCAGUUUUGGCAUUGCAGGUGACGCGAACCGUCGGAUGACAAGCGAGUCCACGUAAUGGGGUGUAGCUUUCUAUGAGAAAGAACGCUCGGGUUGGUUCAUCGACCGUCUGACGAUGUCAUUUCCUUCCUUGGUGCAGGACGAGAAGAAAGCACGGCCGAUAGAGCGGAGUUGGGCCAAGGGUUCGUGAAAGAUGGGUGGAUGGAUCAUCCGGUCAGUUGCAUGAAUAUCGGUGGCCCAAACUACAACGAAGGAGCAUGCCCAUGAUGAAGUAGAAUGCACAUGCAUGUGCGCAGAGUCUGUUGGUGGUCGGAUGGAUGCAUGAUCGGGGCUUGGGUCACUUGGUCGGUUGGCCCCAUCAAUACCACACAUGAGCAAGAUGAGUAUCGCAUAUCAAGACGAAGACUAUGGGCUACAAUACAAUUAUCCAAAAUAUCCACCCUUUAGGGUCUUCCUUUGUCUCAAAGUUGGAAGACCUCACUUGCAAAAGACAACGUUCUCCCCUCCCUUUGCCAACCAGGCAGGCUCAACAUCAAAGCUGGGGUUCUCCUCUUUGGUUUUUUUGGUUCCUCAUGGAGUUUCCCACGCACAACCGAGCCUGACCGACCUCAUGCCAAACGGGCAAGCAUGUACAUUGC